AAAGCCUUGUAAGCUUACUGGUUAGUUGUUCAAUGAGAAACUGUUGAUGUUGAGUUUAUUGCCACGAAACCCAAUUUGUUGAACAUAUUUUCGUGUUUCUUAAUUAUUUGAUAAAUUUGAUUGAUUAAUUGGUUAAAAUGGCCGAAUCCGCUCGUCCCAAGAUCGACGUUAUGUCAGAUGAGGUUACCGAUGUGAAUCCUUACAGUCGACUUAUGGCUUUGAAAAAAAUGGGAACAGUUAAAAAUUACGAGGAAAUCAGGUUAUAUACAGUUUUGAUUGUUGGAGUCGGAGGUGUCGGAUCUGUGGCUGCUGAAAUGUUAACUCGAUGUGGUAUCGGUAAAUUAAUCAUGUUUGAUUAUGAUAAAGUGGAAUUAGCGAAUAUGAAUCGAUUAUUUUUUCAACCUCAUCAAGCUGGAAUGUCAAAAGUUGAAGCAGCUUCUAAAACCCUAUCAUUCAUCAAUCCUGACGUUGUCUUUGAAACUCACAAUAUGGACAUUACCAAACUGGAAAAUUUCAACACUCUAAUUGAUCGAAUUGUUAAAGGUGGACUAGGAAAUAAAGCUGUCGAUUUAGUUCUUAGUUGUGUUGAUAAUUUCGAAGCCAGAAUGGCAAUAAAUACAGCUUGUAAUGAAGUUAAUCAGGUUUGGUUUGAAUCUGGAGUUAGUGAAAAUGCAGUCUCUGGACAUAUACAGUUGAUAGAUCCUGGUAGGACCGCUUGUUUUGCUUGUGCUCCUCCUCUAAUUGUUGCUUCCAAAGUUGAUGAAAAGACAUUGAAAAAAGAAGGAGUUUGUGCCGCAUCUCUACCGACCACUAUUGGUAUCAUUGCCGGUUUUUUGGUUCAAAAUUCUCUCAAGUAUCUUCUCAAAUUUGCUCCAGUUACUGAGUAUCUUGGCUAUGAUGCUAUGAGUGAUUUUUUCCCAACAUUUCCUGUAAAACCUAACCCUCAAUGUGACGAUUCUAAUUGUGUUCGUCGUCAACAGGAAUAUCAAGCAAAAGAAGCAGCUAAGCCAAAAAUUGAAGCUGUACCAGAAGAAGUCCCUGAAAUCAUCCAUGAAGAUAAUGAAUGGGGAAUUAGUUUAGUAGAUGAAUAUGUUCCCGAUUCAGAAGAAAUUGAAUUAGCUCCAGGAGUUAAACUGCAAUACACAAAAGACGCUCAACCCGCUGAAGAAAAUGCAAAAGAUUUCGUUCAAGAUACCGAUCAAUCUUUAGAAGAUUUAAUGAAACAAAUGAAAUCUCUAUAAAAAUACUUGCCUAGAUGUCAAUUUCAGUUACUAAAUAUUGUAUCUUUAUUGGAAUUAACCCUCCAAACUUAAAAAACGAAAUAUUUUCUAUUAUUUAGUUUCAAUUUUGAGCGACUUUGGAAUGAACAAUUCAACUUUUAUGCUGACUAUUUCUCUGUCUUUUGUUGAUAAAAAAAUCAUCAAUCAUCAUAUUAUAAUAAGUUCUCAUUAUUAAUCAACUCGGGCAUUUUUAUUCAGCAUUUGCAAAGCAAAUAUCUAUUUAUUGAAUUGAUAAAUUUUAUGUAUUAUUAUUAAAAACCUAUUUCUUUAUUUUGUCAUACAAGCUGACGUACAUCCAAUUAACAUCAUGUUGCGUUUUCAAUUGAAGUAAAUUUUUAACAAUAAAAAUUCUGGAUAAUUUA
This is a messenger RNA of Tetranychus urticae (two-spotted spider mite), 1642 nucleotides long. RefSeq names its product Ubiquitin-like activating enzyme 5 (gene Uba5). Gene Ontology annotation, biological process: protein ufmylation. NCBI's taxonomy places the organism in Eukaryota, Metazoa, Arthropoda, Arachnida, Trombidiformes, Tetranychidae. The record is from RefSeq and is a predicted model, not a curated record. Gene Ontology annotation, molecular function: UFM1 activating enzyme activity. Gene Ontology annotation, cellular component: cytosol; cytoplasm.